CAUGCUUAUUAAGUCCCCACGUCAUAUCUUCCCUGUUCAGUGUUAACUCAAACCCUGCGUAUUCUUGUGCCCAAAAUGAAGAGAAAGCAGAUUCUAGCAUAUGCUCUCCUUGCAUUCCUCAUAGCUUCUGAUCAGUGUCAUUACUCUGCAGGAAUCGUGGUUCAAGCUGCAAAAUCAGUUGAUACCAGGCUAAAAAAUGCACAACCAAUAUUGAGGUCCACCAGAUAUAAACUAGCUUCUUGGAAAUCCGGAACCAAGUUCAAAGACACUAUUCACAAGGCUCCAUCAGGCCCCAGCCCGAUCGGAAAUCGGCACAGAUCUUCUAUCCAUGUCUGAGAUUGGAGAGAGAGCCUUUUCUUGCUCAAUGUUUUAGACAUUUGUAGGUCAAAUGUUUUAGACAUCAAACAUCUCCACUGCAAACUUGCAGAAGAAUGUAUUUUCUUCCAGAAAUUGAUAAUGAUAUUGUUAGGUUUUGAGAUA
This is a messenger RNA of Populus trichocarpa (black cottonwood), 480 nucleotides long. RefSeq lists its product as uncharacterized. The record is from RefSeq and is a predicted model, not a curated record. NCBI's taxonomy places the organism in Eukaryota, Viridiplantae, Streptophyta, Magnoliopsida, Malpighiales, Salicaceae. Bases 76 to 336 code for a protein of 86 amino acids. The transcript has 3 exons.